Messenger RNA from Aspergillus ibericus CBS 121593, 450 nucleotides. Its product is annotated as translation initiation complex factor eIF1A. The transcript is spliced from 2 exons. The record is from RefSeq and is a predicted model, not a curated record. Gene Ontology annotation, biological process: translational initiation. The coding region runs from base 1 to 450 and encodes 149 amino acids. Lineage: Eukaryota; Fungi; Ascomycota; Eurotiomycetes; Eurotiales; Aspergillaceae. Gene Ontology annotation, molecular function: translation initiation factor activity; RNA binding. Gene Ontology annotation, cellular component: cytoplasm.
AUGCCCAAGAACAAGGGAAAGGGCGGUAAGAACCGUCGUCGUGGAAAGAACGAGAACGACAACGAGAAGCGUGAGCUCGUUUUCAAGGAGGAGGGCCAGGAGUACGCGCAGGUCGUGAAGAUGCUCGGUAACGGCCGUCUGGAGGCUCUCUGCUUCGACGGCGAGAAGCGUCUGGCUCACAUCCGUGGCAAGCUCCGUAAGAAGGUCUGGAUCAACCAGGGUGACAUUAUCCUUCUCUCGCUGCGUGACUACCAAGACGAAAAGGGCGACGUCAUCAUGAAGUACACCGCCGAUGAGGCCAGAAGUCUUAAGGCCUACGGCGAGUUGCCCGAGCACGCCAAGAUCAACGAGACCGACACCUACGGCCACGAGGGCUUCGAGGACAACGUCGAGUUCGACGAGGACCGCGAGAGCGAAGAAGAGAAGGAGAUCGAUGUCGACGAGCUCUAA